AUGUCUCACCGUUACUUUUUCUUGUGUAGCCUCCUCGCCUACUCAUUGUCCUUGCAUGGGAUCUCCGCCGUGGACUACCAAGUAACUAACUACGACCCCAACACUCCCGGCGGCAUCCGUUUCACCAAUGAAAUCGGAGUUCCCUACACAAAGCAAAUAAUGGGUACCAUCAACGACUUCAUAUGGACCACCGUUUUCCAACAAAACAACCCCUCUGACAGAAAGCCUGUAGAUUCCGUCAACCUUUACAUUACAGAGAUUGAAGGAUACGAAGGAAUCACAUGGGGAAAUAACAAUAUUAAUCUUAGUUCUAGUUUUUUAGAAGGGUAUCAAGGGGACGUGAAAUGGGGAUUCACGUCUCUUUUAUAUCAUGAAAUGACCCACGUGUUUCAAUAUAAUGGCGAGGGUGAUGGUGAUAAAUGGGACCAGGGGUAUGAUUUCACAGCCCGGUUUCUUGAGUAUUGUGAUGGGAUUGUACCAGAGUUCGUGGCAAAGCUUAAUGCAAUGAUGAAGUUUGCUUUCGAUGUCAAGUAUUUUGAAGACUUGACAGGAAAGCCUGUGGAUCAACUAUGGCAGGAGUACAAGGCUAAAUAUGGACAUUGA
This is a messenger RNA of Lactuca virosa, 603 nucleotides long. NCBI's taxonomy places the organism in Eukaryota, Viridiplantae, Streptophyta, Magnoliopsida, Asterales, Asteraceae. The record is from the annotation of a GenBank genome assembly.